UUGCGCUGGAUGUAAAAGCAUCACACGUGUGCUGCUUUGAAUUGCGAUUUUAUUGUAGUUUCGUCCUUGAAUAUUGAAUUGAAACAUUACAACUACGAGUCGAGUAUAAUAUUAACCUUCCUUGAUUAAAUAAUUGAACGAUUUAUUAAAUUAAUAAUAAUUCGAGUGACUGAUUGCCUCAAAGGUACAAUCCGGUGUGGUGAGGUGUGUGGAAAUUAAUUAAAUUAUUAUAAAAUUUUAUACAAAACAACAAUGUCAACAGCAUUCAUGGUUGACAAUAUCCUGAACGACAAGGAUGCCACAAAUGUGGAGGCCAUCCUAUCGGAUGACAGUGAAAGUGAAAGUAAUUCGGAUUUAAAGGAUUCGAUCUGCGAUUCGCCGCAUAAUGAAAUUUUAAGCAGGAAUUCGUCGGUUUCAUCGCACGAGGAUAAUUUCAUGAAUAUCUCCUCAGACGAUCAUAGCUUCGUUGGGGCACGCAAUUCGUACGAUAUGCUUCGAGUGGCGUCGUCGUCGGUACAUAGUGAAGAAGAUGUUGGCGAUCGUAUCGAGAUGUGUUGUAAUAUUUGUGGAAACUUCAAUCAAGUUAUUGUGGAUACGAAAAAUAUGUCCAAUAAUGAAUUGCUAAGGCGCGAAAACGAAUUCAAAUGUGAUAAGUGUUGUGGUCGGAGUUUGAGUGAAAUUCGAAUUUCGAAUAACGAAGACGACACAAAGGAGACCAUACUGAAGGAUAGUAGUACGAAGCCGAUUCUGAAAUUUAGCGUAUCCGCUAUACUGGGAGAUACAAGAGAAGGUGUUCGAGUUAGAAAUGAAUUUAUACAACCCCAACAUAUCUGGCCUUAUAUACAACAAAACUUUAUACAACACACACAAUUUCCCCAUCCCGCGUUCCUUACCAAUAGCAAUAGUUGUCAACCACAAACCACAUCGUCACCUGGCAGCACAAUUAGUGAUAGCGACAAUCAUCCAAACAGCAACAACAACAACAACAAUUCCAACGGCAGCAGUCAUCUCCACAAUGACAGCAAUCAGAAUGGAGGGUGCUACGGUGGUGGCGGCGGUGGAGGCGGAGGUGGCGACGACAACCGAAGACAUCAGGGCGCCACUACGGAGAAACAAGUGAUAGCGAAACCCAUGCCAAGUAGGCCGACACCAUUCCUGCCACAUGGCCUCAACCAUCCGCAUUUGCAUUCCCUGCUGGCGCAUUGCAGAAAUCCCUACAUGAAUGUUGGAGCCCAGGUCUUUCCCCUGCCGCCAGGACAAGGUUUUCCGUGGGCACAUUCGACACGGGGCAAACCAAGGCGUGGUAUGAUGAGACGUGCUGUGUUUUCAGAUUCACAACGCAAAGGUCUGGAAAAGCGGUUCCAACAACAAAAGUACAUCAGCAAACCCGAUAGGAAAAAACUUGCCGAAAGACUAGGACUGAAAGACUCACAGGUCAAAAUAUGGUUUCAAAAUCGUCGCAUGAAAUGGAGAAACUCCAAGGAACGAGAACUGCUUGCAAACGGCGGAUCACGGGAUCAAACUCUUCCAAACAAAAACAACCCCAACCCUGAUUUGUCAGAUGCCAAAUGUGAUCGAGCAUCUUCGGCUUCACCACCUCCUAUGUCACCGGAAAACUUAUCACCUGGCAUCGCACAACCGAGACCGCAUUCAAAUGCUGGCUCGAGCGAGGCGAUUCCAUCACCACCCCCUCUAAAUAGUGUUGCCGGCGGUGGAAGUGGUGGCGGCGGGAAAUUUUCUCAAAAUCUACAACUUUCUCCUCCGCCCUUAUCUAAGGUUCAAUCAAUGAAUCAUGAUCAAUCACCGGUGGCAGUGGCGUCUGCUGCCGUAGCUGCGGUAGCCGUUUGUGAUUUUCAAGCAAAAUUCAAUGCGGAAAUGCAAAAACAUCUUUCAAUGGAUCGGAAAUUCAAAUUCGAACCCUCCGAUGUCCAGCAGCAACAUCAGCAGCACCAGCAACAACAAGCGCAACACCAGCAUCAACAACAACAACAACAACAGAGGCAAAGAAUGAUUAGUGGUCUUUAUGAAGGAGCUGCUGCUGCAGCCGCAGCAGCCAAUCGAAACAAUGCAUUGGGUCUGAAUCAGCAUUUUCAAAAUACGGAAUUUAUGAAAAUGUACUACGAUGAUUAUGAUUCAAAUUCGGACAGUGACGAAGAAAUCAGUGUGACGUGACGGAAUUGAAUGCAUUUACCUAAUUUCAAAAUAAUUCAUUACUUUGUAAAUAAAAUUUUAGGUUAAGAGACAUAAAAAAUUUGAUUAUUUAUUAAAAACGGCACUAAGUUCACUUAGCGAACUUUUUCAAAAACAGAAAAUAAAAACACUGUUUUUCUUAGGUUAUAUGUAAUUUGUUUUUAAUUUGACACAAAAAAUGAAAAUACAGCGAAUGUAAUUUAUUUAUUAAUUUAUUUUGUUUUAUUUUGUAAUUUGUGUUUUUUUAGAAUGUAAGUUAUUUAUUGUAA
Messenger RNA from Eupeodes corollae, 2459 nucleotides. It is a transcript of the gene Dbx, whose product is annotated as homeobox protein B-H2. The transcript has 5 exons. The coding region runs from base 253 to 2172 and encodes 639 amino acids. Gene Ontology annotation, biological process: regulation of transcription by RNA polymerase II. The record is from RefSeq and is a predicted model, not a curated record. NCBI's taxonomy places the organism in Eukaryota, Metazoa, Arthropoda, Insecta, Diptera, Syrphidae. Gene Ontology annotation, molecular function: DNA-binding transcription factor activity, RNA polymerase II-specific; DNA binding.